AUGAAAUUCGUUCUGCUGCUGAUCGUAAGCUCCUUUGCUGGGCAAGGUAUCCUAGGACAGCAGGUGGCGUUUCAGGCUCAGUUUUCUUCAGAAUAUGUCUCAGCGCCCGCAACUGGUCCCCACAUCUUCAAUAACGCCAUCUUUAACCUUGGCAACGCGUAUAGCUGCAGCACCGGCAAAUUCACUGCUCCAGCCCCUGGAGUGUAUUAUUUCGCGACCCAAGUGUUCACCGCUAACAAGAUGAGAGUGAUGGUAGACAUCAGACGAAAUUUCACACCUGUCUCCAGGAUGGCUCUUAACACCACACAACCUGGCGACACAGAAAGCGUGUCUACUGGAAUUAUUCUGAAUUUGGCAGCUAAAGACCAGGUCUGGGUAGAAACGGCCAAUCCAGUCUAUCCUGGUAGAUACUUGGGACUGAUGCAUACCCAUUUCUCUGGGUUUCGGGUGUGCGGCUGCUAA
Molecule: messenger RNA, 462 nt
Organism: Pomacea canaliculata
Lineage: Eukaryota; Metazoa; Mollusca; Gastropoda; Architaenioglossa; Ampullariidae
Product: complement C1q tumor necrosis factor-related protein 5-like
Exons: 2
Coding region: 1-462 (153 amino acids)
Molecular function (GO): protein binding
Source: RefSeq, a predicted model, not a curated record